Cadophora gregata is the source of this 1910-nucleotide messenger RNA. RefSeq lists its product as uncharacterized. The record is from RefSeq and is a predicted model, not a curated record. Bases 741 to 980 code for a protein of 79 amino acids. The transcript is spliced from 2 exons. Lineage: Eukaryota; Fungi; Ascomycota; Leotiomycetes; Helotiales; Ploettnerulaceae.
CUUGAUUUCUCGGUUAGUGGGUAAAUCACACAUACUUUCAUUCUUUCUUUCCUUUUUCACAUAAAAAUAAGGCCCAAAAAUAAUUCCCCAUGUUCAUGGCAUGUUCAUAGAAACUUAAUACCCAAAAGCAUCCAUCAAACAAACAAAUGGAGAAUCGAAUCCAGACCCCUAGACCUUUAAUUCCAUACAAGCAAGAAAGUGCAUUUCAUGCCUGCUUGCCUGCUUGCCUGCCCUCAAUCCCGUCAAUUCCAAACACAAUUCUCCAAACCACCAGAAAAAGAAAAAGGAAAAAUACAUAUAAAAACCUUCAUCUUCCCAUUCCAUCCAUGAUCCAUCCAUUCAUCAAUACAGUCAUCCCACCCCAGCAGGCAUAAACCACCGGAAAUGAGGCUUUCAGGAACAACGCCGCACACAGACCCCAUCUCCAAUCUGCAAGUGUUCAAGGACCAAUCAGACGCCCUCAAACCCCCCCCACAUGUCCCCGAGGAAAUGGAAUGGAAGACCAAUCCAUCCUGGUCUGCUCAUCUAUUUUAAGGUUUUCUGUACAUCAUGUCACUGUAUUUUUUGCUGGUGCUCGGUACCUCCGUAUUAUUGUAUGUGACUACUCCGACUUUGUUUUUGUCAUUUGAUAUUUUGUGGUCUUGGCACUUGGGUAAGUUUGGUUUGGUUUGGUUUGGUUGGAAGGAGAUGGGAUGAGUAUUCUCCGAUUCCCGUUUUAAGACUGUAGGGUUUCGAGGGGGAUGUACAGUACAGUACACACUGCCGAGGUUGAUUUCCUCAAGGUUCCAUUGACACGGUUGAUCUUCCUUUUGUUCUGUUCCAUCGUUUCUAGCACCUUUACCUACAAGGCAUUGAAGCUGCAACGAUUUAGCCAGAAUUACCAGAUUGGGUCGAAGAAGAGUCAAGCCUCACCGUCUCCGUCUCGCUUCCACCUUAGGAAAUACGGAGGUAUCCUCGGCUUCUAUCAAUCUAUCACCUGACAAGUCAAGUCAAGUCAAGUUCCCUUCACCGUCCUAGGUACCAACCUGCAAUCCCUCUACCAUCAAACUCCUCCUCAUCAUCAGCUGGUCCUCGGUCAUCACACCGUCCCUCCCUACCACGAGUCAUUACCAUUCUAUCUCACCCGCCUCUUCACCACUCGCUCACUCACUCAUUCACAUGCAUCCCAUAAGUUACCCGCAUGCAAGCACCCGGCACCAACCUCCCUCCCCUCCCCGCCAAGUCCAAACGGUACCUGAAUCCACACCGCAUUUGGCUUAAAGCCAUCAGCUACCUUUAUUAGCCAAUCUAGUUUAGCAACCCAAUCCAAUCCCAAUCCAACCCAAAGUAGAUUGAUGUUAAAGUAAAGUAAAGCAAGCAAACGAAAGAGAUGUCAUAAACUUACUACGGGAAGAAAUAAUUCCGUGUGGUGGUUAGAUAAAAGGUAAAGUGGUCCGCUGGUGGGGGUUAGCUCGUGGAUCGAAGGAAGGGAGGUGAACCUACCUAAUGCUCGGCUACAAGAUGGGUGACGGUCAUGGGGUUCGGAAGUGGAAGGAGAAGGGGCAAAGGAAAGGGAAGUCAUGCCGAGGGCUGGGCUGCCAUGUGUCUGAUGUCGAGGGAUUGAUUAAUCGAAACGGAAUGUUGAAAUCGAUAAUACCUAGGUCCUGUAAUGGGUAGUGACUGACAACCUGCCUAAUCUAAUGUACCGGUCAGUAUCUGCACAAAGCAGCAUAUAUGGAAGCGAGUGUCUGUCACUUAUGGGAGGGAAGGACUAAAGAUAAUUAGAUCGGUCUGGUAGAUGAUUAGGAAUCAGUCAAGAUCCGGCGUUACUGUUUCUUUCCCCCCCAGAUGUAUACCUCUUUUCUUUCUUCCGGUUCAUUUUACCAUUAGACCUCUCCAGACUUCUGGUUAGCAUUUAACCAUUUCCUUGC